Effrenium voratum is the source of this 1800-nucleotide messenger RNA. The record is from the annotation of a GenBank genome assembly. Lineage: Eukaryota; Dinophyceae; Suessiales; Symbiodiniaceae.
AUGGCGUUGAAGGCGCAGCCGCUGCUCAAGUUCUCUGACAACUGCGCGACUUUGGCCCCGGAGGGAGCUGAGCUGGUGCGAGCGCUGCCAGGACAGAUUUGCCCAAUCAUCUUCGUGGGCGAUGGCCGGAGCGGGAAGUCCUACUUGGCUUCCUGCUUGGUUGGCGCCGAAGAUGCCUUCACUUCCAGCGACUCCGCAGAGUCGGUCACGGAGGGAAUCGACGUCGUGGCGGUUCCCGUGAGCCAGCUUUCGGAGGCGAGCGGGCCGGAGCAUCUCUUGGUCUUUGACUGCGAAGGCGGCAACAACGCUUUGGCGGCCAUUCGGACCCUUGUGAACGUCUUCGGCUUGCUGCUGGGGAGCCAGGUGGCCUUCGUGGCGAACGGCAUGGCCACGGAGCAGGCGCUGCAGACGCUGGGCAUGUCGCUGGCCGCGCGGUCCCUGGUGCGCCUGGAGGGCGCGGAGCUCCCAAAGCAGGAGCUCGUGUUCGUGGUGAACAAAAACACCCUGCGCUACGAAGGCUCUGCACUCGAGAAGAUUCUGGAGCAGAAGUUUGACGACCCCGGGCGUCAGGAGCUCCGGGACACCGUCAGGGAGUGCUUCCCUGAACGGAGCUUCUUCACGGUUCCGCUGAUGGGCAUGCCCGCCUUCGAGGAUUCCCUGAAGUCCCUGCGCGCGCAUCUGGUGGACCGCAGGAAGCCCCUGCAGAUGGGCGGCAUGCCUGUGAGCGGAAGGCAGUUGGCUGGGGUCAUGGAGCUCAUCGUGGCCGAAGUGCAAGCCACGCAGGAAAUCUCCCUGCCCUCCAUGAACAGGUAUGUCAUCUUCGAAGGCUUCCUGUUGCCCCUGACCAAUGACCUGGUGGACUUCGCGCAAGGGCAACUGCCCGAAGUGGUGGACUACGACCCCUGCCUGGCGGAGAGGAACCCCAUUGAGAGAAUCCUGCGGCGCUUUGACGAGUCGAGUGCACACGUGGGCAACGUUACACUGAAAGCAGAGGCUCGGCAAUUGCUGGCAACGAAGCUCUGGGACCUGUGGCACUGGGUGGAGGCAAAGAGCGAGGCCUUGGGGAACGAGGUGUGCGACACCGUCCAAGAGGCGCAGGAGGUGGAACUCAGCCGCUCCAAGUCGGUGGUCGGUGGCUACGGGCUGCUCAAAGAAGUCGUCGUGACAAAGCAGCUGUUUCGGGAAGAAGGGCGUACUGUCCUUCACAGGAAGAGAGGUGGCGACCCAGAGCGACUGCCCUGGAAGACGCUUGGCACCACCGUGACAAGGACCAAAGAGUCGGCCUUCGACUUGCUGCCAUCCUUGCCCAUCCUCAAGGGCCUCCUGUACAAGUCGAGCCCCAACCGAAUGCGCGUCUUGCUGCGGGCCUUCCGCUGGGACCGGCAGCCGCGUCAGUGCGUGGUGCAGGAUGGCCACUUCCUUUGGUUCGACAGUGAGGUAGGUGAGGGAGCCGAGGGAGCCGAGGGAGGCGGACGCGCAGGAAGCGCAGGAAGCGGAGGUGAGGUCCAAGCCAAGGGCUGCAUCAACUUCCUGAUGCACCGGGCCGCGGUGUCGCGGCAUGGCGACUCCUUCGUGAUCCGUCCGGCGGAGGCCACGGGCUGGCAGGACCCCUCGUCCUUCACCGGGGACGCCUUCCGCAGCUUCUCCUUCGCCGCGGAGUCCGAGGCGCACUGCGCGGAGUGGGUGGACGCCGUGGAGCGCCACAUCCACUUCGCCGCCCAGGCCGCGGAGCAGCUCGGCCCCGAGCUGCCACGACACGUGAGAGUGUACAAGCCCACAUGGGCUGAUCUGGAAACAUAG